UGCCAGUUUUCUUAUAGAAUCUUUAGAACUGUUCAUCUGACUUUGAUAUUAAUUUUUAAGUGGUUUAUUAACACAGCAGUUUCUGCAUCACUGAUCAUGCGUUUGGGUCUUCGCUCGUUUGACUGAACUCUGAAGGCCCAUGAGUUAAUUAGUCAGAGAAGGUCAUUAUUGACACCUCAUGACAGGGUUUCCCAUAUAAACCUCCUUUACAAUGUGGACUGUCAAUUUAAGAGCCUCAUCAACCACCGUGGCAACAAAUCCGGACCCCUAAAAGACUGCAACAUGUCCUCACGGCCAAUCAGAAUCACCUCUGCAGAGCAAACUAUCACCUUCAAUGCGGGGGGUCACGACCCCAGAAAAUCCAGCACAGUUCUGGACCUGGUGAGCGGCUGCCGUGACCAGAUCUCCAACACUGAUGCUGACCGUCCUUCAUCCAAAUCCUGGGAAGCAAGACAGCUUCCCAUAGUCCAUUUGCCCACAAAGACCAGCGAGGACAGACGUGGAAAAAUGUCUUCACUCUUCAUUAACCUACUGAGGAUUCCUCUCCUCUUGCUCUUGCUCUAUGGGUUUGUGUGUUCACUGGACAUCCUAAGCUCUGCUUUUCAACUGGCAGGAGGCAAAGUGGCUGGAGACAUUUUCCAGGACAAUGCCAUCCUAUCCAACCCCGUAGCAGGACUCAUGGUGGGGAUUCUGGUCACGGUUCUGGUCCAGAGCUCCAGUACUUCCACAUCCAUUAUAGUCAGUCUGGUCUCAUCUGGAUUGCUUGAAGUGAAGUCUGCCGUCCCCAUCAUCAUGGGCUCCAACAUUGGCACGUCUGUCACCAACACCAUCGUUGCCCUGAUGCAAGCAGGAGAGAGGAACGAGUUUAAACGGGCGUUUGCUGGGGCGACGAUCCAUGACUGUUUUAACUGGCUGUCGGUGCUGGUUUUGCUGCCGGUGGAGGUGGCAUCUGGUCUGGUGAGUUACCUGGCCAGAGUUACUGUCAGCAGCUUUCAGCUGCACAGUGGAGAAGAAGCGCCUGAACUACUGAAGAAGCUCACCGAACCCUUCACCAAACUCAUCAUACAGCUGGAUAAAUCAGUAAUAACAGGGAUCGCUCUGGGCGACGAGUCCAUGAGGAAUCACAGCCUUGUGAAAGUCUGGUGCAAGUACAGCAGCUUUGUGUCCUCAGUGAAUGUGACAGCAGCUGCCGCCCAGAACUGCUCCACUGAACUGCAUUGUGGGAAGGAUAGUGAUCUCACCUGGAUCACACAGAAUAUCAGCUUGCAGAUCAACACAGAGAAAUGCCGGCAUCUGUUUGUGGACUCAGGAUUGUCGGACCUGGUGGUGGGGCUCAUUCUGUUAGCCAGCUCUCUGAUGGUGCUGUGCACGUGCCUGCUGCUGAUCGUCAAAGUGCUGAACUCUCUCCUAAAAGGUCAAGUUGCAAAGGUCAUCGAAGAGGUCAUAAACACGGAUUUCCCGUACCCUCUCGGCUGGCUGUCAGGAUAUCUGGCCAUGUUGAUGGGAGCAGGAAUGACCUUUAUCAUCCAGAGCAGCUCUGUUUUCACCUCGGCUAUGACUCCACUCAUAGGCAUUGGCGUGAUCAGUCUCAAUAGAGCGUAUCCUUUGACCUUGGGUUCCAACAUUGGUACGACCACCACAGCCAUCCUCGCAGCCCUCGCCAGCCCCAGAGAGAAGCUUCCUGCUGCAUGCCAGAUUGCCUUGUGCCAUUUUUACUUCAAUAUUUUUGGGAUUUUACUGUGGUAUCCGGUCCCGUUCACUCGUCUGCCCAUCCGUAUGGCAUCUGCUCUGGGCGAACGCACUGCCAAGUACCGCUGGUUUGCUGUGCUCUACCUUCUUGUGUGUUUUCUGCUGCUGCCUUGCCUUGUGUUCGGCUUCUCUCUGGCCGGAUGGCAGGCCAUGGUCGGCGUGGGUGCACCGUUCGCCGCGCUCACCAUCUUCGUCCUCCUGGUCAACCUGAUGCAGUCCCACAGUCCCACACACCUGCCGAAGACACUGCGCAGCUGGGACUUUCUCCCGCAGUGGAUGCACUCUCUCAAACCACUCGACAAGCUCAUUACCAAAACAACGGUGCUGUGCUGCAGCCCGGCUCGACUUAAUGACCCAGAUGUGCUUGUAGUGACUCCAGACACAACAAACAUCAACCCAGAGUCAAAGAAACAAACCGAACAGUGGUAUGACAACCCUGCCCUGUCCCUACCUGAGGAGAUUUCCUCAGAGCCCAGAGUGUUUAGACUUAAAGGACUAGAAAGAUGCAACAGCACGCCAUUGUAGAUUUGUAGUCUUUCCAAAAUAAACCAUUAUGGUCUAAAUGGCCAGUCUCAGAUGUAUUAUCUAUUCUAAAACUUAGUGAGCCGCCUAUGUAGACAGCAUAUGCAUUAAUGUACCACCUUGUUUUGGCUCAAUUCUGAGACAGCAUCCGCAUUCAUGUAGAAGCUAAUCUCACAAUGCACUUCAACAAGCUCAAUAAGAACAAAUCUAUUCAAGACGGCAGACAGAUGUAAUUAAAAAUUGACUACUUUAUCUGGUUUUUGUGUGUACUACAUAUUUUUAUGCUUAGAGUUUACAGUGCAUUCAGAAAGUAUUCAGACCCCCCUUCACUUUUUUUUUUUUUUGAAAUUUUAUGCUGCAGCCUGACACUACAGUUGUUUAAAUAAUUUUUUUUUUCUCAUUGAUCUAUACGCCGUACCUCAAUGACAAAGUGAAAACAGAAUUUUAGAAAUGUAAAUUAAAAAAAAUAAAAAUAAAAAUUACAUAAGUACUCAGUACUUAGUUGAAGCACCUUUGGCAGCAAUUACAGCUGAGUGUUUUUGGGUAUGACGAAACAAGCUUUACACACCUGGAUUGAUCAAAAAAAAAAAAAAAAAAUCCCAGAUCAGUGCAGUGUUGCAGUGAGGUUUGUCCUUCUGUAGGUUUCUCCCAUCUGCACAUAUGAUCAUGGAGCUCAACUAGAGUGACCAUCAGGUUCUUGGUCACCAGUCUAGACAAGGCCCUUC
Molecule: messenger RNA, 2996 nt
Organism: Onychostoma macrolepis
Lineage: Eukaryota; Metazoa; Chordata; Actinopteri; Cypriniformes; Cyprinidae
Gene: slc34a1a
Product: solute carrier family 34 member 1a
Exons: 13
Coding region: 283-2274 (663 amino acids)
Biological process (GO): intracellular phosphate ion homeostasis; sodium-dependent phosphate transport
Cellular component (GO): apical plasma membrane; brush border; vesicle
Molecular function (GO): sodium:phosphate symporter activity
Source: RefSeq, a predicted model, not a curated record